UAUGAUGAAUUCUUUGAACAUCUUUCAAACUCCACUGAGAUCGCUGGAUCUCAUCUCACUGAAACACAUUCGUAAUGGGAAUGUGUUCAUUGCUCUCAACUCCCAACUGUGUUAUGCAGACACAAUUAACUGGACAACAGUUCUGACCCAUAAAGAUCAGCAAGUGAAAAUUCGUGGCAAUCGGACACCGGGCCAAUGUGCAAAGGACGGAGAAGUCUGUGACACUCAGUGUGGAACCUUCGGCUGCUGGGGGAAAGGCCCAAACAAAUGUUUGAAAUGUGCUAACUAUGUUUACGAAGACGAGUUACUGUGCCUGAAUAAAUGCACAGACAUAGCUAGACUGUACCACGAAGGAGAAGGCAAAUGUAUGCUGUGUCAUAAAGAGUGUGCCAACACUUGUAAUGGGACGAAAAACACUGACUGUGACAAGUGUGCCCACGUUGCCAUGAGAAACAAGCUGGGCGUGGACAUCUGCGAGGAAAGCUGUGGCGAGAGCAUGUAUCCUGACCACAACAGAAUUUGCCAGCCUUGUCAUCCAAACUGUGGCCAAAAUGGCUGCACAGGACCAGAAAAAAUUGUUGGACCUAAUGGGUGCAAAAUUUGUGAUAUUGGAAUUCGGGAGAGCUCUGAUGGCAUAAUAGAAUGCUUACCGGUCGAUGCCAUCUGUCAAGAUGGCUACCACAAUAGCCUAAGCCCUCGAAGUAAAUUUUCAAGAUCAUUCCCGGUGUGUGAAAGAUGUCAUGAGUACUGCAUCACAUGUACAGGACCAACAACACAAUUUUGCACUGAGUGCAAGCACUUCAAAGAUGGAAAGUACUGUGUGAAAGAAUGUCCAAACUUCAAAUACGGAGAUCAUGUGACCCGACUGUGUGAGAAAUGUGACCCUCAGUGUCGAUCUGGAUGUUUUGGCCCAACAUCUGCUGAUUGUAUGGCUUGUGCAAAUUUUAAGAUCUACACAGACAUGGAGAAUAAAACUUUUAACUGUACGCCUGAGUGUCCUGCUGACCUGCCAUUUUUGGUUAAAGAGAUGGAGACGGAUGAGAAUCGAGUGGUUUGUGCUGAUGCCACACACCCGGAUGUUAGUGCUUCUCAGUUAAGGAAUGCUGAAGAAGAGAAGCAUAAACUGAGCGUCAUCCUCGGAGUGACCGUUCCGUUGACCAUCAUCUUAGUUAUUAUGGCCAUAAUUGUGACCUACUUUUGUCACAAGCGAGCUCAAAACAACAUGAAAGCAGCCGAGUAUACCGCCAAGAUUGCUGGAGUUGAAGAGAUUGAG
Molecule: messenger RNA, 1273 nt
Organism: Candidula unifasciata
Lineage: Eukaryota; Metazoa; Mollusca; Gastropoda; Stylommatophora; Geomitridae
Source: the annotation of a GenBank genome assembly